Messenger RNA from Cavia porcellus (domestic guinea pig), 2618 nucleotides. It is a transcript of the gene Wee2, whose product is annotated as WEE2 oocyte meiosis inhibiting kinase. Gene Ontology annotation, cellular component: cytoplasm; nucleus. Gene Ontology annotation, biological process: negative regulation of G2/MI transition of meiotic cell cycle; mitotic cell cycle; protein phosphorylation. Bases 147 to 2054 code for a protein of 635 amino acids. The record is from RefSeq and is a predicted model, not a curated record. The transcript is spliced from 12 exons. Lineage: Eukaryota; Metazoa; Chordata; Mammalia; Rodentia; Caviidae. Gene Ontology annotation, molecular function: magnesium ion binding; ATP binding; non-membrane spanning protein tyrosine kinase activity.
AAAUGAACAGCAUGUCAUGCAGCUGUUAGCUGGUACAGAGAAAGGCAGGCUAAAGUGGUGGAGUGGUUGCUUUCAGUUUUUCUGUCUGUACAUUCAUCCCUUCCUUCUGGAGUCUCCUUGCCUGCCUUAGAGUCGCCUUCACUGAGAUGGAUGACACAGGUGUUUAUGUAGAGCCCAAGAAAUUAAACAUUUCCUCCCGUGAAGAGUCUGAGACUGAAGGGCAGAAGACAACCCAAGAGAGCAAGGAGGCCCUGAGCCAAAGCCCCGAAAGUAAAUUUCAGCCCACGAAGACCUCAAGCCCACGCCACGGGAAGGAUGAGUUUCAACACGCAGAGACCCCAAGUGAAAGCCCCAAGGGCAAGGCUGACCAUGAGAAGAUGCCACGAAGUCCCGAGACGGGUGAGACUAGACGUGCAGAGAUUCCUAGGACACCCUCAAAGAAAAUACCCAAACAUGGUACCUCUCAGGAGGAAGGUGAGGCAUGUCUAGCGGUUCUACAGACUCCAGGGGCAGCACCUGUCACAAGUCCUUCGACAGCAGUACAUGCUGCCCACGGAAGCAGCCCGCUGCAGGAUGACAAGCCCUCUACUUCCAAAGGUCCUCUGGUGAGUUCUUCAAAAGGGAAGGCCCUUUCCCGGAGCGCUAAGCAUUUGCAGCUUACACCUAUUCACCUCAUGGAUGAGGCCUCCUCACUGUCUCUAGUCAAGGUUAAUCCUUUUACUCCUGAGUCCUAUAAGAAAUUAUUCCUUCAAUCCACGGGCAAGAGGAAAACCCCAGAAGAUCCUGAGAAAACUGAUGAAGAGGAAGGCCAAUUACAAGGGCUUCCUGCUAAGGGUCUCACUAUGCAGUUCAGGCUGGCCUUGGACUCACUUUGUAGCCCAGACUGGCCUCAAACUCGCCAUGAUCCUCAUGCCUCAGCUUCCCAAGUGGUAGGGUUACAGAAAAGUGUUCUACGAGAAACUAACAUGGCUUCCCGCUAUGAAAAGGAAUUCUUGGAGCUCGAAAAAAUUGGAGGUGGGGAAUUUGGUAUCGUCUACAAGUGUGUUAAGAGACUGGAUGGAUGUAUUUAUGCAAUAAAGCGCUCUACAAAACCUGUGGGCAUGUUAUCAAAUGAAAAUACGCGCUUGCGCGAAGUUUAUGCUCAUGCAGUGCUUGGGCAGCACCCCCAUGUAGUACGCUAUUACUCCUCCUGGGCAGAAGAUGACCGUGUGAUCAUUCAGAAUGAGUACUGCAAUGGUGGAAGCCUGCAAGCUGCUAUAUCUGAAAACACGAAGUCUGGUAAUCAUUUCCAAGAGCCAAAACUCAAAGACAUCCUUCUGCAAAUUUCCUUGGGGCUUAAGUACAUCCACAGCUCUGGCCUGGUGCACCUGGACAUCAAGCCUAGCAACAUCUUUAUUUGUCAUAACACACGAAGUGAUUGUCCUGGAGUCCCAGAAGAGACUGAAAAUGAAGCUGACUGGUUUCUCUCUGCCAGCGUAAUAUAUAAAAUUGGUGACCUGGGUCAUGUGACGUCAAUAAAAAAACCCCAAGUGGAAGAAGGAGAUAUUCGCUUCCUAGCUGAUGAGAUUUUUCAAGAGGAUUAUCAACACCUUCCCAAAGGUGAUAUAUUUGCCCUGGGAUUAACAAUUGCACUGGCAGCUGGAGCCAAUACUUUACCCAGUUGUGGUGAAGACUGGCACUGGAUCCGUAAGGGUAACUUUCCGGAUGUCCCUCAGAAGCUCACAGAAGAUUUUCACAAUUUGCUCAAGAAUAUGAUCCACCCUGAUCCAAAGGAGAGACCUUCUGCAGCAGCUCUAGCCAAAAGUCAAGUUCUCCGGCCCUCCCUGAGCACCACAGAAGAGCUCCAGCGGCAGCUCAUCUUGGAAAAGUCGAAGAUAGCUGCACUGGAAAGGGAACUGAGAAAAAUCCAGCAGACCAGGUCCUCCCAGGGAGACCUCCACCCUGACAAUCCUGAGGUCUCUGCGGGCCAAACAGAAUCAAGAAGUCCAAAACACCUGGCGAGAAGAAAGAGAGUGAAGUCUUCAAGUUUUAUUGAUGAACAAUCUUCCCCAUAGGAACUCACUUCCCACCAGCCAACUUUAUACUAUAAACCUUCCAGAAAGAUAUUGAUCACCCAACUUUCCUCUUUAAAAAUGGAAAAACUAACCAAUUUAAAUGCCCAAGGAUUUCAAAAGUCAUCUUAAUGUAGCAUUUAGAGUCAAGAUUACAAAGCUACUAAAGUUUUUUACUCACAAUGGUUUAAGGUACAAAAAUUGGUAGCCAUUUUUCUUCCCAAUUGUUAUAUUCCUAAUGCUACCUAUCAACAACUUACAUACUUCUUACAUUUUCUAAUUAAUGAGAAUACAUGGGUCUCUUAAAAGAACAGGCUUUGACUUGGUCUGUGGACUAAAAAUGCUGUUGCUAAUUUCUCACCAAAGAUCUCCGAAAGAAAAAGUUUGGCUUGAGUUGAAGUAAGACCCUACAAGAAAAUGUGUGUGGAUUUAGACAUUGCUUCCCAUGUUAUAUGAUGCUAUUCCUAAAAAACAAUUUCUAGCCCCUCCGAGUUAACAGUUUUUGUAAUAUAUUUUGUGGAUGGAGACACCUUUCCUGAUAUUGUAUUUAGUAAAUUAAUAACUCUA